AAAGGUUUUUAUCACUAAAGAAAGAUUGUUGGCGCAGAGAAAGUCCCACAUGGCUCACUAUGAUUUAAGUAAAUGGUGGCCAAACCGGUAGUUAUGGCCUAUCAACCAUUGGAUAGCCACAACCAGAAGAAUAGGUCCCAUGAAAAAGUCUCAUGGUUAACUUAUAACAAAGAGAGAAAUGAACAUACACAUCUUUUUUUUCUUAUCAAGGCAAAGGAUUAAUCAUACUCGUUGUUGAAUCAAGAUAUUUAGAUUCUCCAAAAUGAGCGUAGCUAUUGUUGACGGUCCAAUGAUAGAGGAAUUCGUGGAUGACACUGAGGCAUUUGACAAGUGGACCGACCAACAUUUUGAUAUGCUAGACACAGAUGGGAAUGGGGAGUUAUCACGCGACAAGCUCCAAAAUAGGCAAGGAAAAUACUCAUCCUGUGAAUUUGAGUUGCAAAGCAAGGAAGAAAUUUCAUGUUUAUAUGACGCCCUUCUUGAAAGAUUUGAUGUUGACAGAAGUGGGACGAUCGAUCGCAAAGAAUUUAGGGCGCUUACGAAAGAAAUCAUGUUGGCUAAGGCUAGAGGGAUUGGCAGUUCCCCAGUUUUGGUCAUUCUUCAAGGGGAUAGCCUUGUUAUGAGGGUUGUUCAACAUGUCUUACAAAAAUAAGAUGAACAUGAAUGAAACAGUGAUGCUCAAAUUCUCUUUUGUCCGUUUCAAAUCUGAAUUUACUUGUUCAUUUCCCAUUAGUUGUUACUUGUUACCUCAUUUUUUAUCUUGUAUGCGUGACCGUCUUUUGUUUUUAAAAUGGCUAUUGCAGUGAUCAUUAUGUUGAAUUGAUUAAUAUGGCUUUU
Molecule: messenger RNA, 837 nt
Organism: Lycium barbarum (goji berry)
Lineage: Eukaryota; Viridiplantae; Streptophyta; Magnoliopsida; Solanales; Solanaceae
Exons: 1
Coding region: 263-652 (129 amino acids)
Molecular function (GO): calcium ion binding
Source: RefSeq, a predicted model, not a curated record